GAAGAAGAACUAUCAGGCUGAAAACCCCCAGACGAAGAAGAAGUUACAGUACGUAACAACAACAAACAGAUGACCUGAGUAAUCCACUGGAGGCCAGAAAUGAGUUGCACUUUCCACCUCCUGGUUUCCCGCAGUGACUUCUGGCAUGGCCGAUUUCUGCUCAUCUUGUCUCGACAGUCCCUGUUGCUCAGAGCAUUCAGCUUCGGGCCCCAGAUCAGCCGCAGCCUGCAAGAGAGCUACAGGGUUCUGCAACUGCCUGACGAGGGGAACAGCAGUGCUGUGCAGGUGAAAGAGGCCUACUUGCGCCUUGCCAAGCUCUACCACCCGGACUCUGGGGCUCCAACUGCAGAUGCUGCACUGUUUGCUCGAGUUGAGGAGGCCUACCGAGCUGUGCUGGCACAUCAGAGCAAGACCAAGCAACCUGACGGAGGGAAGGAAGUGGAAGACGAGGAGAAGUCCAGAGGUAAAGCAUUUCCACACAGGCAGUACCUCAGCUAUGAGGGUGUGGGUUCAGGCACACCCAGCCAGCGUGAGCGUCAGUACCGACAGAUUCGCGUCGACCGGGCAGCUGAACAGGUUUCGAACUACCGACAGAGGGAGCAUGAGAGGGCAGCCGCUGGAGAGGGGGCACUGGUGGAACGGGACAUGCGUCAGCGCAGCCGAAAGAUCAAGAUCACACAGGCUGUGGAACGCCUUGUGGAGGACCUGAUCCAGGAGUCCAUGGCCCGGGGAGACUUCAGGAACCUGAGUGGAGCUGGAAAGCCGCUCAACAAGUUCGAGCACAAUCCAUACGCUGAUCCUAUGACCCACAACCUCAACCGCAUCCUCAUAGACAAUGGUUACCAGCCACCCUGGGUCGUUACACAACGCGACAUCCGAGAGACCACUGCUCAGAUCCGAAAUAGGUUAUUGGAGGGCAGGGCCAAGCUCGGAGACCCUGUGACCCCCAGAGAACACAGCCAGUGGGAGCAGCUUUGUGCAUCUGUAGAGGAGGAGUUGGUGAAACUUAACAAGAUGGUGGACAAUUACAACCUCAUGGUACCAAUGCUCAAAAUGCAAAUGGUUCACUUCAGUUUGUCGCGAGAGAUUGACCGCGCUGUGAAAGGAGCCCGUCAACACAGACUGGACCAGCAGAGAGAGAGAGAGAAGGAAAGAGAGAGGUGGAAAGAAGAAAAGAAAAGAGCCAACGCAGUAACCAAGCCUACAAACACCAAACAAGGCCUGAUGUCUUGGAUGAAGAAUUUGCUCAGAUUAAAACACUAAAACUCUGAAUCUAAGUGAACAAAACAAUAUUUUAGAUCAGUGGUUUAUUUGUUGUUGUUUUUUCACUUAAA
This is a messenger RNA of Morone saxatilis (striped sea-bass), 1334 nucleotides long. It is a transcript of the gene dnajc28, whose product is annotated as DnaJ (Hsp40) homolog, subfamily C, member 28. Bases 100 to 1263 code for a protein of 387 amino acids. The record is from RefSeq and is a predicted model, not a curated record. The transcript has 2 exons. Lineage: Eukaryota; Metazoa; Chordata; Actinopteri; Moronidae.